ACUGAGAGAAAGCAGCCUCCUGAUCUCUGCGUGUUUCUGGGUAAAUGGACCGAGGCUAGCUGGCUCCGCUUGCAGCGCGCGCACGAGCUGUAGAGACUCGGUCAAGCAAACGGUUGUGUUUUUGAGGGGAAACAUGACCAGCAGAGGACAGGGAAGCGCGGCCAGCGACAUCCACAACCAGGAAAAUAUGCUGUCAAGACUGCGAGGCUCGCUAAAACCCAGAGCUGCUUCUGCAAACGACAACCAAGAAAAUCUUCCGCCCAAACAAGCGGCCAGCAGGACCGUCCUGGGAGCCCUGCAGAACAACCAGAGGAGCAAGAACCAGAACCAGAACCAGCGCGGCACCAAGCAGGAGUCGUCACAACCCUUGUCCUGCAAAAAUGGAGAUUUUGGCAAAAUCUGCUCAGAGAAGCCCUCGUCCAAGCAGCCUUCUUUCCAGAUUCACGUGGACGAGCCUGAUGGCGCCUGCACCAAGAAGCCACAGCAGGUGGACGAAGCUGUCAAAGCCAAACCCGUCCCUGAGGAGUCUCCCCUCACAAUCAAUGCUGUGGCACGGCUCCGGCAGCCGCUGGCCACCAUUGAUAUGCCAUCGGCGAUGGAUGUCAGCUUUGACUCUCCCAUGGACAUGUCUGUGGUUGAGGGGGAGGAGAAACAAGUCAAUGUAAAUGAGGUCCCAGAAUAUGCUGCUGAAAUCCACGCGUACCUGAGGGAGAUGGAGGUAAAAACCAGGCCCAAAGCUGGCUACAUGAAGAAGCAGCCUGACAUCACCAACAGCAUGAGGGCCAUCCUGGUGGACUGGCUGGUGGAGGUCGGGGAGGAGUACAAGCUCCAGAACGAGACGCUUUAUCUGGCUGUAAACUACAUCGAUCGCUUCCUGUCCUCCAUGUCUGUCCUGAGGGGGAAGCUUCAGCUGGUUGGAACUGCUGCCAUGCUGUUGGCUUCGAAAUUUGAAGAGAUCUACCCCCCAGAGGUGGCAGAGUUUGUUUACAUCACAGAUGACACCUACACCAAGAAGCAGGUGUUAAGAAUGGAGCAUCUGGUGCUCAAAGUGCUCUCCUUUGAUCUGGCAGCGCCAACCAUCAACCAGUUUCUCACCCAGUACUUCCUCCAUCAGUCUGUGAGCAAACAGGUGGAGAAUCUGGCAAUGUACCUCGGGGAGCUCAGUCUGGUUGAUUCAGAUCCGUUCUUGAAGUAUCUCCCAUCACAGACGGCUGCAGCAGCCUACAUCCUGGCCAACCACACAGUGACCGGUGGCUCAUGGCCCAAGUCCUUGGCAGAAAGGUCCGGCUACUCUCUUGAAGAUCUGAUGCCAUGUGUUGAGGAUCUGCACCGAACAUACCUCAGUGCUGCUCAGCACGCUCAGCAGUCUGUUCGGGAGAAGUACAAGGGCCCCAAGUACUCUGAAGUUUCCCUCAUUGAAGCUCCGGCUAAACUGCUGCUGAACUAAGCUGUCCCCUCUCCUUGUCCAUGUAGAGUUUUGUAUACCUGUCAGUCUUUUCCAUUUUUUGUAUUUUUUAAUGAUGUGUGCCACCAUUUCAGAUGACAUGGCCUGCUCUUCUUGGAGUAGCACAAGAUGUUUAGAGUUUUUUAAGGUAUUUUUAUACUUAAUCCUGACAUUCAUACCAGACAGUUGUUGGUUUAAAUCAAGCAGUUUUAAUGUUGACUUUUAAUCGCAGACAAAAUCGAGAGGUCUUCUGCAAAAUUCUGCUUUUGAGCUUCGGUGUUUCUCCGAUGGACCUGUAAAUCUGCUCAAACCCAGAAAACCUGUCUUUCCCCACUUUUUUUAAAGGUUGAAUCAAGCAGUUAUUGUUGCUGGUUCACCUGAGAGGCAACCUCAUGGGAUGCAGAUUAAAGAACGUUUUGUCUGUAAUGGAGUCAGCUGUCUCAUUACACUGGUGUCUUGGGAGUUUGCGGCUUUUCAAGGCGCCAUCUGCACUGUAAAAUAUGGCUCUUGUAAAUAAAAUGCAUUUAAAGUAUAA
Messenger RNA from Plectropomus leopardus (leopard coralgrouper), 1979 nucleotides. It is a transcript of the gene ccna2, whose product is annotated as cyclin A2. Lineage: Eukaryota; Metazoa; Chordata; Actinopteri; Perciformes; Serranidae. Gene Ontology annotation, molecular function: cyclin-dependent protein serine/threonine kinase regulator activity. The record is from RefSeq and is a predicted model, not a curated record. Gene Ontology annotation, biological process: mitotic cell cycle phase transition.